AUCACACAACAACAUGUUUCAUUCUCUCUUCCAAGCAAAUACUCAAAAAAAGGUCUGAAAGAGAGACAUAUGAGCUCUCUCUCUUCUCAAUUCUCUCACAUGAGUGAAACCAUGUCAAGUCCUAGUGACUGGGCACACUUCUACCCUUCACCAGCAGCAGGAGGCCAUGACAACCCUUCCACCACCAUGUUCGGUGGCCGAGCCGCCUCCGAAUCCACCGUGGUCACCAGCACCCAGGGGUCGGGCAGUAUAAGCCCAACUGGUAGUCACCUGAGCCCAGAAGGCCGAGUGGCCAAACCCAUCCGAAGAAGGUCUAGGGCUUCCAGGAGGACACCCACUACCCUACUCAACACAGACACCACAAACUUCCGAGCCAUGGUCCAACAGUUCACGGGCUAUCCGAGCCCACACUUCGCACCAGGGUCUCACCAUGGUGGUGGUGCCACAAACUUCAACUUUGGGCUUGGGAGUGCUAGUCAACAAACAGUCAAUCCAAGGGCAGUUAUGGGCUCUUCAGCUGCUGGAUAUCAACUACAAUUCCAACAACAGCUCCAGCAACAACAACAGUACCAUCAUCAUCAUCAUCAUCAUCAGCAACCUCAGGAUUACAUGCUUUCACUAAGCAAUUCAAGGCCCAACAUGGAUGUCUCUGAUCAUGGGUUUAUCAUGCAGACUAUCUCGGCCCAUGUGCCUCCAAGAACUUCAUCGUCCAAUGAAAACACCCAAAGUAACAAUUACAUGUUCUGAGAAAGGACAUGAGAGAGAUCUUUCGAAAAGAGAAAAAAAAAAAAGGACAUCAGAGAGAGAGAGAGAGACAGAGUUAGGUACUGACUUUUGCAUUGGGGGUGGACAACUAUUGACCAAUGUACAUAUUUUCUUAAUAACACUUGAUAGCAGCAAUACUAGGAUUAGGUUAGGCGCCAUGUGAUGUUUAUCUUCCACUUUAUUUUAUUUUAUUUUAUUUUUAAAUCUUAUUGUAUUGGUAAAAAUUUGCCAAAAAAAAAAAAAAAUUGUAUUGGUAAUUAAUGUUGUUUCCUUGAUUAUUUUCUUAAUCAGCUUGAAACCCUUUCUUUCA
Messenger RNA from Cornus florida, 1075 nucleotides. Its product is annotated as VQ motif-containing protein 22. Bases 70 to 747 code for a protein of 225 amino acids. NCBI's taxonomy places the organism in Eukaryota, Viridiplantae, Streptophyta, Magnoliopsida, Cornales, Cornaceae. The record is from RefSeq and is a predicted model, not a curated record. The transcript has a single exon.